AUGCGCUGUCUGUUAUCUUUAGUUAUAGUCUCCGCAGCUUCGCUCAUGCGAUCUGUGCUUGCAGCUAAAUAUGAGCAGUACAUUCUUGCUCCAAGCUCAAGAAGCUUGCACCCUGUCUCGGUUUACGACGUCAAUGGCACAGUCACCGGCGCCGAGAGUCUUACCGGGAACCAGCUGGGCAGUGCUGUCUUCGAGGAUGCCUCAGCUGUGACCUUUGAUUACGAAAAGGGCAUCGGUGGAGUAGUAUCAUUAAUAAUCGGCGACGUCUCGGAUACCGAUCAAUACAUCGGUAUCACCUUCUCUGAGAGCUCUCUAUGGAUCUCUGCGAAUUUCAGCGAUGCAACUCACGAUGCUGGCAAUGAUGAGGCGCUUUGGUUUAACCCUUCCGGUCCUGGAGUAUACACCGUUCCGAGGGAGCGUGAGAGGGGCAACUUCAAGUAUCUAACCUUAGUACACAACACUACUGGACGCUUAGAGGUUACUCAAGUUACUACGCAUUUCACGUCUAUGCCGCAUUAUGCUGAGGACCAAUUGAGAAAUUAUACCGGGUAUUUUCACUGCAACGAUGAGCUGAUCAAUCGGAUUUGGUAUGCGGGGGCUUAUACCAAUCAAAUCUGCACCAUUGACCCCCACUAUGGCAAUGCGUUGAUAUUUCUGGGUAUCGUCAAUUCAACACAAACCAUCACAGGAUCACUGCCUUGGUACAGUAAUUUCACCAUCACUAAUGGCUCAUCCGCACUGGUAGACGGAGCAAAACGCGACAGGUUGGUUUGGGCAGGGGACAUGGCAAUUGCUGUUCCUGCGAUCGUCGUGAGCACGAACGAUCUUAUCUCCGUCCGGAAUUCCUUGGACUCGCUGUUCGCCCUACAGAACACUACGACCGGGCAGCUGCCCUAUGCCGGAAGAGGUUUCUUCCCUAUCUACUCAGCGACGUAUCAUUUGUAUACCUUGAUUGGCGUGGCUGAUUAUUACCUUUACUCGGCGGAUCUUGAGUACCUAAACAGUAUGUGGGAGCGAUGGAAGUUUGCCAUGAACUUCUCGCUAGGAUUUAUAGAUGAAAGCGGGAUGAUGAACGUUACUUCGAGUGCUGAUUGGCUCCGCUUUGGAAUGGGCGGACACAACAUUGAAGCAAACUCCAUUCUGUACUACACCAUCAACCAAGGGCUACUCCUGGCCGGCGUCAUGAAUGACAGCUCCGUCAUCUCGUCCUGGCAAGCCUAUGCCGCCGGCAUCAAGGCUUCCGCAAACAGGCUCCUCUGGAACAGCACAGCCGGUAUGUACCGCGACAACGAGACUACGACGUUAAUGCCACAAGACGGCAACUGCUGGGCCGUGGUCGCCAACAUCACAGAGAGCCCGGAACAGAAUAGAGCCAUAAGUGCCAACCUCAUCGAACGCUGGACUCCGUACGGUGCUCCGGCACCCGAGGCGCAAAGGGCAGUCUCCCCCUUCAUCUCCGGCUUCGAGCUGCAGGCCCACAUCCGCGCCUCCAACGUUUCCGCCGCGCUCGAUCUCAUGCGGCUGCAGUGGGGCUUCAUGCUGGACGACCCGCGCAUGACGAACUCGACGUUCAUGGAAGGCUACCAGGACACAGGCGAAUUGCACUACGCACCCUUCACCAACGACCCGCGCAUCUCGUACGCGCAUGGCUGGGCGACAGGCCCGACGUCCACGCUCACAUUCUACGUCGCUGGCAUACAGCUGCUCAGCGCGGGCGGGCAGACGUGGCGCGUCAGUCCCGCGCUGGGUGACCUGACGAGCGCAGAUGCAGGUUUUGAGACGAGCCUUGGUGUCUUCUCCGCGACGACGACGGUGGACGGUCAUGGUGGGAUCAGCAUACACUUUUCGGCGCCGGCGGGGACGAUGGGUGGGGUCAGCGUGCCGUAUCCGGCUUGUAGCGGGCAGAUGACGCUGAGAGAGGUGAACGGGAAGUGUGAGGAUGUGGUGGUGGAUGUUGUUGCGCAGGAAAAUGUGAGCGGGAGGAUUGAGAUUGAGGGGUUGGUUGGAGGUGACUGGGAUGUCCAGUUCAGUUGUUCUUGA
This is a messenger RNA of Coniosporium apollinis CBS 100218, 2040 nucleotides long. RefSeq lists its product as uncharacterized. The record is from RefSeq and is a predicted model, not a curated record. The coding region runs from base 1 to 2040 and encodes 679 amino acids. Gene Ontology annotation, biological process: carbohydrate metabolic process. NCBI's taxonomy places the organism in Eukaryota, Fungi, Ascomycota, Dothideomycetes. The transcript has 6 exons.